Molecule: messenger RNA, 2434 nt
Organism: Neurospora tetraspora
Lineage: Eukaryota; Fungi; Ascomycota; Sordariomycetes; Sordariales; Sordariaceae
Exons: 2
Coding region: 189-2342 (717 amino acids)
Biological process (GO): polyphosphate catabolic process
Cellular component (GO): fungal-type vacuole; membrane
Molecular function (GO): phosphoric diester hydrolase activity; exopolyphosphatase activity; endopolyphosphatase activity
Source: RefSeq, a predicted model, not a curated record
GUUUGGGCUCCCUUUGACUGAAUCUUUCUCCGGCCGACUUGCAGGAAUUUUCCAAAACACGCCACCGACUAUGUAAAAGCAUAGUUGAGCCCCUUUUACCUGCUAACCUUGAGGAUAUCUUCAACUUUGUUCCUCUGUACGACUCCAAAGUCUUCAGAGUCUCCAAGUCCCAAAGGCAGCACCGUCCAAUGUCACUCAGCCGGUGCAUUUUGGGGCUGGCCUGCCUGUGGCAUGGCGUCAUUGCCAGCCCACCGGGUGCCGUCCCAUCCAACAUCCCAAUUGCACAGACAGCAACAGUCGCACAACCCAUCGCAAACUCUGCUGCCCCGCGAAAACUACACGGCAAAUUUCUGCACAUCACUGAUUUACAUCCCGACCAAUUCUACAAGCCGCACUCCUCCACAGACGAAGCCGAUGCCUGCCACCGCGGCAAAGGGCCUGCCGGCGUUUACGGCGCCGAGGUCUCCGAUUGCGACACGCCCUUCGCCCUCAUAAACGCGACCUUUGACUGGAUAGCCGCCAACAUCAAAGACGAUAUCGAUUUUGUCAUCUGGACCGGUGAUACCGCCCGCCAUGACAGCGACGAGGAGAUCCCCCGCAGUGCCGACCAAGUUUUGGGUACCAAUCGUUGGAUCGCCGACAAGAUCGCCGAACUCUUCUCCGAUUCGACCGGCCAAAAUCUCGAAAUACCCAUUGUACCGACGCUAGGGAACAAUGACAUAUUGCCGCACAACAUCCUGCUCCCGGGGCCGAACCCCUGGCUGCAACAAUACACGCAUCUUUGGCGUCGCUUUAUCCCGGAAGAACAGCGCCAUGGCUUCCAGUUCGGAGGAUGGUUCUACGUCGAGGUUAUCCCGGACAGGCUCGCCGUGUUCAGCCUGAACACCCUGUACUUGUUCGAUCGCAAUGCCGGGACUGACGGUUGCGCCAGGCCCAGUGAGCCUGGAUACAAGCAGAUGGAGUGGUUGCGUAUCCAGCUCCAGAUCAUGCGGGAGCGCGGCAUGAAGGCUAUCCUCACGGGUCAUGUCCCUCCUGCGCGGACAGAUAGCAAGAAGCUGUGGGACGAGAAUUGCUGGCAAAAGUACAGUUUGUGGCUCCGCCAGUAUCGGGAUGUGGUCGUUAGCGGCUUGUUUGGCCAUAUGAACAUCGACCAUUUCGUCAUUCACGAUGAGCACGACAUCAACGUGGGCCUACUCGCUGGCCUGGCUGAUGACAGCAUUGAUACUCGGGAGGCCAUGGACGACGAGCUCUCGAUCACGGGAGCAGCUGACUACCUCCUAGAGCUGCGCCAGAACUGGGCAAAACUUCAACCACCUCCCACCGACUCUAAGAGCCCUAGCAAGAUGAAGAAAGGCAAGAAGGGACGGAAGGGCAAGAAGAAGAAGACCGACUUGUGGGGUGAACGCUACUCACUCUCGCUCGUCAGCCCCAGCAUCGUUCCGAACUACUACCCUGCCCUGCGUAUCGUCGAGUACAACACUUCGGGAUUGGAGAACACGCCCCUUUGGAGGGACGCAGCCAAGAACGUGAUGCCAAUCGAGCUGGAGCAAAAUGACAGGCAGAAGCACCUCGACCUCAAGCGACGACACCUUUCCCACACCGAAGAAGACGACGAGAUCGACGCCCAGAAGAAAAAGGGGAAGAAGAACAAGGGCGGUGACUCUAAGCCCAAAGAGCCCGACUUCCUCAUUCCCCACCCCCCUGCGAAGAGCUCACCGCCAGGACCGGCCUACUCCCCACAGCCCCUUACGCUGACCGGCUACACUCAGUACUUUGCCAACCUUACGCAUAUCAACAAUAUCACUACCGAGGACCGUCCUGCGCUGUCGAGUGAUAAUGAAGAGGAUGAGACAUGGGUCGAUUGGCUUCUCCGCUGGCGAAAAGGAAGACACGGCAACAAGAAGCCCACCCACCCAGAGCCCGACCCGCGCCAGUUCAACUUCGAGGUGGAGUACAGCACCUUUGACGACAAGCUGUACAAGCUGGGUGAUCUCACGGUCAAAAGCUAUGUUGAUCUUGCGUACCGAAUCAGUAAGCAGCCUAACGAGGGCAAGGCUAAGGGCGUGGAUGUCACGUAUGAGUCCGAGGACGAAGAGGAGGAGGAUAAGGAUCUCUUUGAGGACGUGGAAGAUGAAGACGAGGGAGAAGAUGGUGAUGAUGACCCAAAUGACGAUGAGGAGUCGGAAGAUGAUUCGGACGACGAAGAGUUGCACGACGAGAAGAAGGGUGGGAAGAAGCACAAGAAGAAGGGGAAGAAGAAGCAGAACAAGAUAUGGAUGCACUUCCUCACUCACGCCUUUGUGAGCACGGUGGAAAAGGAGGAUCUGAAGAAGUUUACGUGAUACUCAUCAUGUUGUACUCUGGUUUGGGCAUAACGGAGCAUUUUGGAGUUUCUUUUGGUUCAAGGCAACAAUGUGUAAGGGCAUACGGAUAU